Messenger RNA from Salmo salar (Atlantic salmon), 2928 nucleotides. RefSeq names its product autophagy-related protein 13. The record is from RefSeq and is a predicted model, not a curated record. Gene Ontology annotation, cellular component: cytosol; phagophore assembly site; Atg1/ULK1 kinase complex. Gene Ontology annotation, biological process: autophagosome assembly; piecemeal microautophagy of the nucleus; mitophagy. NCBI's taxonomy places the organism in Eukaryota, Metazoa, Chordata, Actinopteri, Salmoniformes, Salmonidae.
AUACAACUCUUUCGAUACACGUCAUACCCCCAAAGAAAAUAAACAAGAAAUGGGCCAGGUGGUCAAGGCUGGUGUCCAAAUAACAUAAUGCGACGGUGUAAUUUAGCCAAUAUAAGAAUAUAUAACAUUUAGACAUAUAGGUAACCAGAUCUACGUUUUCCAGUACGCUAUCAGCGCAACAUUCAAAUACAUGUUGUGAAUUUCUGAUGUGAUGAGCUAAGGCAUUCCAUGAUGGACAGUGAUCUAAGUCCUCAGGAUAAAAAAGACUUGGACAAGUUCAUAAAGUUUUUCGCCUUGAAGACGGUGCAGGUGAUAGUCCAAGCUCGACUUGGGGAAAAAGUAUGCACACGCUCCUUGUCUUCACCUACUGGCUCUGAUUGGUUCAACCUGGCAAUCAAAGAUAUCCCAGAAGUUACACAUGAGUCAAAGAAAGCUCUGGCCGGGCAGCUUCCUGGCAUCGGACGAUCCAUGUGUGUUGAGAUCUCCCUCAAAACCUCAGAGGGAGACUCGAUGGAAUUGGAGACAUGGUGUCUCGAAAUGAACGAGAAGUGUGACAAAGAUAUUAAGGUGUCCUACACUGUCUAUAACCGCAUGUCAUUACUGCUCAAGUCACUACUGGCUAUCACAAGGGUAACCCCAGCCUACAAACUCUCACGAAAGCAAGGGCAUGACUAUGUCAUACUGUACAGGAUAUAUUUUGGAGAGGUUCAACUUACAGGAUUGGGAGAAGGGUUCCAGACAGUGCGUGUAGGAGUUGUGGGAACUCCUAUUGGAACCAUCACCUUAUCUUGUGCUUACAGGACAAACCUGGCCUUCAUGUCCACCAGGCAGUUUGAGAGGACGGCUCCGAUUAUGGGCAUAAUCAUUGACCACUUCGUUGAGCGCCCCUUUGGCAACAUGGGACACAUGCAUCCAUGUAACUACAGAGCACCCGGGGAAGAUGAAGGAGCAUACAAUGGGGUGGAGGAUUCUCAGGAAGUGUGCACCACGUCCUUCUCCACUUCUCCACCCUCACAAUGCGUGUUCACUGUAAGUAAAGCACAUUUAAAGACUGCUAAACCUGCAGUGAUGGACACACUGAAAUUCCCCGUGAUGGGCGUGGCCUUCUCACACCAACUCUACUGCUCUCGUCUUUCUUAUCAGUCUCCUGUGCUUGUUGGAGCCGCUGACUUCUGCCACCCCUCCACCUUAAACGCUGCCAACCCACACCAGAUGGGAGUUCCAGGGAAGGAGGGGGGCGUACCCCAGCAGGUGCCUGUGCAGCCUUGUCAUGGAGCCCAGGCAGAGCAUCGACGAGUGUCCUCAUGCCACCCUGCUGAUCAUGUUACCGCCACGCCCUCCAGCAGUGGUGAGGACACAGAGACCCCGUCGAGGAGCGUUGCGGUGAAGAGUGGCUCUCCCUGUGGCCUACUGGAGACCACCUUCACCAGGAAAGUGGGUGCCUUUGUCAACAAGCCAGGCACACAGGUAACCACAGCAAGCCUGGACUUACCAUUUGCAGCGUUUGCUCCCAGAGCCUAUGACCUCGAGGAAAAUGACCCUAUGGUUCAGCCGCCGGAGUCCUCAGCCACGUCCUCUCCCCUGCAGGGCAGUUUGCACUCCCAAGGCUCUGGUGAGAGUGGAGGCCCGGCACAGGACGACUUUGUUAUGGUGGACUUUAAGCCUGCGUUCUCCAAGGAUGACCUCCUUCCCAUGGACCUUGGCACAUUCUACAGAGAGUUCCAGAACCCCCCACAGCUCGCCAGCCUCACUAUUGAUGUCAGUUCUCAGUCCAUGGCAGAAGACCUGGACUCUCUUCCUGAAAAACUGGCAGUAUACGAGAAGAACAUUGAUGAAUUUGAUGCAUUUGUGGACACAUUGCAGUAGGGAUAGAAAUGCAUCCACUGUCUGCAAUGAUCCCAUGUAGUCCAUCUGCAAGGUCCUGUUGUCUUUCAAGCUUGUUUGCAUCCAGCCUGUGUAUGCCUGUUCUUUCUUCUCGUAGUUGAAAUUCCACAUUGAUUUGUAAUCACAAUGUUUCUCUUCAAACCUCACUGGUUGAUGUAUUGUAGAGUAAAAGAGCCUGUACCCAACAACCGAAGACAUCUUAAGAAAAAAAAAGUUGUGCGGUUUAUUUUCUGACGUAACUGCAACGUUUGCUCUGGUGUUGAGCAGACUGUGUCGUAAUGUAAAUACCAGAUCCCCUCUCACCUUGCUGUUAUAGAACUUAACACAUAACAAAGAGGUUCAGUUCAUCAAAGCUGUUGUGUAAAUGUCAGGAGGCGUUGUAUUAUUGCUGUCCCGCGUGACACUGAGAACGUUCAUAGCAACUAUGGAGUCAGACAUGGCCAUGUUUUAGUCGAUGCGAAGAAGCCAAGCUACGUAUGGAAAUUGAUCAGUAGUAGUGAAUCUAUAUCCAAGAAACAGCAACCAUGCUGUGUAGCUGAAUCUGUAUGUUGAAAGAGAAGUUCCUGUAGUUGUUUUUUUGUAAAUGGGGAGAAGUGUUGUCUUCUGCUUUCUUCUCUAGAUCACCAACUUUAGGCCACACAUCACCGUGUCACUACAAAUGAUGUACAGUCACUGCUCACCUCUGAAUCACCAUAUAAAGCAAGUUUCCUUUUUCCCUAUCUGUAAAGAGGGUAAACAUUAUUUGCACUUUCAAUGUAUCAAUCUUAAGUCCUCUUGAUUUACCCCCAACGCUUUGUUAAUAUACAUGGUCAUGUGUAAUACAUUUUAUUUCAAAUGGCCUAUUUUGUAUUAUGGGAAAGGAAUAAGCCUGAGGCCCUAUAUAUUUCUGAUUGUGGUCGUUUGUGAUUUAUACCAGCGCAACACGAGUGAUCGUAUUCGUCGUCCUUCUUGAAGCUUUUAAAAUACAAUAGAGCAUCAAUAAUCUUGUCACAUGAGUACGCCCCUCCACACAUCUGAAUAAAUCAAAGGCACUUUUAACCAUCA